AUGGCUCUCUCGUUUCGGUUUCGAUCUGGCAAUCUAUUUGAUGCCUGGAUGGCUACUUCUCCCGGUCUCUUCUGUCAUUGUGGUUUUUCAGGGCUCAACUCAUUUCAAACCAAGCUUCCAGAAAAUCGGACCUCCCAGCUCCGGUUUUCUCUUAACGACCAAAUCAGCCAGGCGUCAGCUUUAUCCUCUCUUUCAUCACUUGUCUCGCCCUCACGUAGCUCAUCAGAUUCAGUAACAGGCCAGCAACAUCAGGCUAGUCCAAAUGAACCCACGGCUACUGAGUACGACGCACGAGUUGUGAAGUCAUGUCAGCGAAGCAAGUUCGUCGCCCGCGAUCUUGACACAGUGAAACAGGUUGUUGAACUGCAUCAUCUGUCAUUAGAUGUAGCAAACAAGGCUCUGGAGGAGGCAGUCAAAUUAGCGCUCGAGAUCCUGCUACCUCUUGUUGAAUCCUUCAUUUUGGGCCCCACUACCAUACAUGGAAACCAUUUCAAUUCGAACGAAACUGGCCUUAUAGACGAAGUCAAGAGCACCGAUUCACGGGACAGCCUGACACGCCUCGACCUUCUGGAACCGCCACAUGCCAGCCGUGCCACGCAAAUGGUGCGCAACGAACUCUGCCAGCGCAUGGACCAACUGGUCGUCUGCCUUACUGCAGCCCGGCAACCGCCAGAACUGACGGGCUCAGCAGUACUUGUGAGGAGUCUUGGGAUCACAGGAUCUAACUACGUGUCUGCCACAGAAAUGAAUUCACUGGCCCGAGCCAAUUUGCCGAGGACGCCACCAUUGAUGGGGAUUCGACAGCUUGGACAGAAAAAUUCACCUGUACAAAAUAAGAGGGGGAUCGGCGAAACCAAGACGAGGCAGGCUUUGCUACAACGUAGCGCUAGUGACCCCCGUGAGAUUGUAUAA
This is a messenger RNA of Protopolystoma xenopodis, 912 nucleotides long. The record is from the annotation of a GenBank genome assembly. Lineage: Eukaryota; Metazoa; Platyhelminthes; Monogenea; Polystomatidea; Polystomatidae.